Elaeis guineensis (African oil palm) is the source of this 1227-nucleotide messenger RNA. The record is from RefSeq and is a predicted model, not a curated record. Lineage: Eukaryota; Viridiplantae; Streptophyta; Magnoliopsida; Arecales; Arecaceae.
GAAAUCCUAUCAGAAGCUUCUAUCAAUGAAAGAAACAGCAUAGUCAACCCUGUGCUUCAAAGCCAAUUGAAACAUAUCAAGGUUUCACAUAGGGUCGGCAGUCCGGUGAAUUAUGAAACAUUGAAGGAAGCAAUAUUAAACAUUAGGAAUUCUUUCAAGAACACAAAAGAUAUACCACUAUCAAUUGUCGUGAUAUCUGAUAGAGAGUGGCUCAUUGGAGAUCCAUCCCAGGCAGACAAACAUUCAGCUUAUUCCCUUCUCCUUGCUGAAAAUAUUUGCAAAAGGCAUGGUAUUAAGGUGGAAAACUUAGUUUCUGAAAUUGUUGACACGAGACUGGGAAAACAAAUUUCCAGAAUAAGGCCAUCCCUUUCGUUUAUUGGCGCAGAGGAAGUAAUGAGCCUUGUAACAGCUCAAGUGGCAGAAAGUGUUGAAUUGAAUGAAGUGUGGAAAGACAUUCUUAAUUCCGAGGGGGAUGAGAUAUAUGUGAAGGAAAUUGGUCUCUACAUGAAGGAAGGUGAGAGCCCAUCAUUUUCUGAGCUCUCUGAAAGAGCAGUUUUGCGUCGGGAAGUUGCCAUUGGUUAUGUAAAGGGAAACAAGCAGAUUAUAAAUCCAAGCAACAAGUCAGAGCCACUCUUUCUUGAAAUGACAGAUUCACUUAUUGUCAUAUCUGAGCUUGAAGGUGAACAGCCAAUCAUUGUCUAACGCAUUCUUUAUUCAUUUAAAAUAAAGGGCAUGCGCUAGCAAUUGUACAAGCGUUUGGUUAACAGCUGGUGGAGAGUCUGCUGCGUCUGUCGGGCCAAAUCAUAAAUUUCUCAAAGAUGAUCUGUACGGUACACUUCAGAAUUUUGUAGUGUUAUGACUCUGGUCUGAUGAGGUGGUUCCAACAUUCUUGAAUCUGUAAUUGACAGUUUAAGUGUUAGCAGUAUAAUCCUCAACAAUGAUAGUUAAACUCUUUUAAAUUAUAAAAUUUUGUUGCAUAUCCAACUUGGAAGUUUCUAUUUGUAGCAAAAGAAUAAUGCUUCACAAUAAGUUUGUGCCCUUUGUAAAAUUCAUUGCUUUUUUGAUGCUCUGGGCAACAGAGCAUAUUUUAUGUUCUUGUAAUUGUGUUAGGUUGUUAACUUGUAUAAUAUGUAUGUAUUUAUGCACGUAAGGGUGAAACAUCAACCCUUGUGCCAAUACGAGUUAUGCUAAGUAGUACCGUAAUGAGUCGGAUAUUUUGGAGAUAUA